Molecule: messenger RNA, 1685 nt
Organism: Daldinia caldariorum
Lineage: Eukaryota; Fungi; Ascomycota; Sordariomycetes; Xylariales; Hypoxylaceae
Product: carbohydrate esterase family 3 protein
Exons: 3
Coding region: 339-1385 (348 amino acids)
Molecular function (GO): phosphatidylcholine lysophospholipase A1 activity
Source: RefSeq, a predicted model, not a curated record
GGGGAUUUCGGGACUAACUAAAAAAACGCAGUUACCUACCUAGACAGGGAUGCAGAUCACUUUCCUACCUCUUUCCCGCCGCGUAGGGGUUUGUAGGAAGGUAAGAGGUAAGCACAAGGUUCGUGUCUGCAUUUUCUGUCAAACGUCAAGAAGCCCCCUGCCAAGCUCUGACCUGAAAUAAUUUUGGUGUUCUUUUCUAUCAUUCUUUUUUUUUAUUACUUCGUCGUGAUGCGCCUUCGUUAAAAGAUUCCUUACUAGUCACCUAAACUUGAACAACCAACUCUUUAUACCAUUUACAUACACCAAUUUCUCCUCGAGCGAAUGGACUUCCUGCCAAAAUGCUCGUGAGCUCUCCCUUUUCCGCGCUUUGCCUGCGCUGGAAACAACUGCCCAACCUUCACAAGGUCAUAUCUAUAUCCGGCCUAUUUAUUUUCUUACUAGUCAUAUUUAUUCAGCCUAAUCCCGACGUUGCACGCGAUGGGUGGAACCGUCUCACUCACUCCGACACUGGCCCUCUGGCCGGUGGAAUCCCUCUUCGUGUCAUGUUCAUAGGUGCUUCUAUGACUCUCGGCGAGCACUCAACUGGCGAAGUCGGUUUCCGAAAACAAAUUCGAGACUGGAUGGUUGCUCGGGGAAAUCCAGUUAACUAUGUCGGCCAGAACCGAUAUGGCGAUUUCAAAGACAACGACGUCCAAGCUUUCGGUGCCCAGCCUAUAAAACCGACCCUCGAUCGCCUUAAAGAUAUCGUUCCCCAAACCCAACCAAACUUGGUCAUCAUAAAUGCUGGAUCAAGCGACUGCUUUCAGUUAGACCACUGGGGACCGGCCUACGUCUUCCAGAAGAUGCGUGACCUGGUCGAUUUCAUCUUCGAAGCCUCGCCGCGAGCCACCAUUAUCAUGUCCACCAUUAUAAUGAGCCCGUGGGAAGGUACGGAAAAAUGCGUCAAGAGUUCCAAUGCCCAGAUACGUCAGGUUGCUAUUGACCUUAUCCGCGAGGGCAAGCCAGUGGUCAUGGCUGAGAUGCAUCAUGAUCAGGGCCUGCCACAUCGCGUCGUGCGGGAGGAUAUUGGAAAGGACGAUAUGCACCCUACCGACAAGGGUUAUUUCAAGAUGGGAGACAUCUUCAUAGAGAAGAUUAUCGAAGUUGAGAAGAAUGGAUGGCUACAGGCUCCGGUCGAGAACGGCGUCCCAGCAGAUGGCGAGGCUGCUAGGGAUAUUGAAGAGGCAAUGAAUGCAAGCAAGGAGAAGGCAAAAGAGAAAGAGGAGAAAGAGAAAGGUAACCAGGAGGGCAAAGAGCCCCAAGACAAAAAGGAAAAGAAGUCACCUAGCCGACGAAGUCAUGAAUGGGGAAGAGGGCUUAAUAGGCGACACGCCGCCAUUCAAUGAUGUUACGAAGGAAUUUUGACCCAUCCGGGUUGUACUAGCUGGGCUGGUAAAAGCUUUAAUAGCGUGCAAUAUGCGAGGAUAGGAACGGUUGUUAUUUCGCAAAUUAUUUCUGGCAUUUGAAGCUGAUGACGACGCUGUCCCGGCUCAUGGUGAUAUAGAACUUUACUACUAGACGAUGUACUUAUCACACGGGCUACUACUAUUAUAAUAUGAUGUAGUAUCUAAUGUAGGUUAUAUUCAAUGUACGUGUGUAUUCAAGCUAGCAGAAGUUCGCCGGUAAAGAUUGUCGAUUAACAGGUA